Messenger RNA from Adineta ricciae, 639 nucleotides. NCBI's taxonomy places the organism in Eukaryota, Metazoa, Rotifera, Eurotatoria, Adinetida, Adinetidae. The record is from the annotation of a GenBank genome assembly.
AUGGAAUAUGAUGCUCAAUUUUAUGCUCAAUUUUCAAUCGAUUAUGUUGGUAAUGAAAUCAACAAUAAAAAAUCAAGUAACGACAAGCCUGUUGAUUUGAAUAGUUCGGUUUUAUUCGAAGAAGCAAUAUUUAUUGGAUAUUUUCGAUCAGUCAAUUAUGAAUACAGUCCUAUUUAUUUGAUCGGGCGUCGAAAUGGUGAAUCUGUUUAUAGAUUGUCAAAAGAAGCCGCGAUCCAUGCUGGUGGUUCACGAACCAACAGUGUAGUUAUUCACGAUCCACCUUUAUUUCCUGAUAUCGUAUUAGAACAAUGUGGUUUAAAUCAAGUCGAUGUAACAUUGUGCAAAAAUUGUAAGCCCGAAUUUGCCGUACAAGAUAAAAUAUUGAUUGAAGCAUUUCUUUUUUUCAUAGAGUCCACGUUUGAACAUAGAAAUUUCAAAUCAAUGCUGUAUAUAUUGUUAAUAAAAACUACUUAACUUUUAUUCUUUUUUUUGUGAUUAUUCUCUAUUAUUGAUUCAAUAUUAUUUUUGUGUAUACAACUAGAUAUCAUUUGUAAUGCUUUUUUUCAGAUAUAUCCGAAACAGUUUAUCAUCGAUACUUCUUAUUCAUUAUUUAUGGCGUGUUCUAUCUUAUGUUCACUA